ACCGCUCCGAGCGAUAUUUCAAAGUCUUCGCACGAAACGCAACAUUUCUCUUUCUUUCAACAAUCCGACUGCAAAUGGCGAAAACAGAGAAGAGAGUCCGAGAAAGAUCACUCGGAUCUUCUUCGUCUUUCCUCGGCUGCUUCGGGUUUUCUCGGAAGAUACACUCCGACAAAUCGAUGGUUGCUGAAGAAGACGGUGGUGAGAUGAUGAAGAAGAAGAAUAAGAAACGGAUUAGUCGGUGGUUUUUAUGUUCGAAGUUUCGCCUGAAGAACGGCGAGAUCAAACCGUCGCCGAUCGAGGAAACAGAGAAACCGACUUUGAGAGUAGUAGAUGAAUCUGAUGAUAAGCAAAAACCCCUAUCGGUGGUGAUACGUCGUACUACUGAUCGUCAAAACAUUCCGGUUGAUGAUAAGCCCGUCAAUCAGGACACUAAAGAGUCAACACCGAAGGACUCAAAAGACAAAACACCCGACCGAUCAAAACCCAUGGAACCGUUGGGUUCCUUUAAAGACACGUGUCCGGAGCGGGUGUGUACUUCAAAACGUUACGAGAAAAAACCCGACUUGAAACCAACUCGGGCGAAAAACAACGGGUCAAGGGUCGGUAAGUUUGACCCGGUCAUAGGGAUUUCGGUCAUCAUACUGACGUUAAUGAUUAUGCUGGUUUGGGGUCGACUUUGUGCGAUUCUUUGUACAUCCGCUUGGUGUUACGUUCUACCUCGUGUCAGAGACGCAGCCGCGUUGGCCAAACGCAAACGCAACGGUAGCGACGUUUCUGCGUGUGUCUCGGAUUUGAAUUCAGAGUCGUAUAAAAGAAAAGUCGUUUUGGACGGGUUUCUUGGACGCCCAAAUCGCGUUUCGUUUUCAUGACUAUCUUUUUUUUUGUUUUGUUUUUGUUUUCUAUAUUUUAAUGGUUAGAUCAUUUUUUUUGUUUGUUUGUUUGUUUUAAAAUCAGGGACGACAAACAGUGUUUCCGUUUAAUAACGACGAUUGAUCGAUUGUGAAUCGAUACAUAAGUAUAAUAUAUUGUCUUGUGUAAUUUUAGAGGUCAAUAUUGAGCAGCCUGUUUUGUUGUAUUGUGUAGUCUAGGAACUUUCUUGGUCUUACCAAAUUUGGAUUGGUUUUUGAUUGAGAUAUAUAUAUAUAUUCAGUGAUGUCACAUGAUAUAGUGAUAUGAA
Molecule: messenger RNA, 1177 nt
Organism: Camelina sativa (false flax)
Lineage: Eukaryota; Viridiplantae; Streptophyta; Magnoliopsida; Brassicales; Brassicaceae
Source: RefSeq, a predicted model, not a curated record